Molecule: messenger RNA, 654 nt
Organism: Adineta ricciae
Lineage: Eukaryota; Metazoa; Rotifera; Eurotatoria; Adinetida; Adinetidae
Source: the annotation of a GenBank genome assembly
AUGGCAAGUGAAGCUAAUCCGUCUCCAUCUAUAAUAAUUCGGUCAUUCCAAGCAUCUGAUCUAGCUCAAUGUCAAGCUCUAUUUUCAGCAGGACAUAUGUCUUAUGGAAACGCCAAGAUAUAUAUCGACCACGCUAUGCGGAAAGAUAUAUCUGAUAUAGACAAGAAUUAUAUGCAAGUUACGAAUGGACACUGGUGGGUGGCUGUAUCCACGGAGGAUAAUCGGAUUAUCGGUCAAAUAGCUAUACUACCAUUGAAAAUAGGUGAUCCAUCGUUCUAUAAAACCAUGUCUGAUGAUGAAUGCGAUCAAACUUGUGAGUUAAUUCGAUUGGUUGUUGCGCCUGAUGCUCAAAGAUUAGGAAUAGGCAAGAAGUUAAUUUCAACAUUGUUCGAGUUCGCGCGUGAAAGAGGAUUCAAUCAAGUACAUCUGACUACAUUAACAAGUAUGGAUAAAGCCUGCGCGUUCUAUGAGAGGAACGGCUUUGUCAAAGGCCAUAUUGAGAAAUAUUCACGGAAUGAUGUUAAAGUUGAUUCAUCAGAAUGCGUGAUUCUUGACCCGAAUGCUACAAUACCGGAAGAAGACCAGCGACAGAUGAAAAUGCAAUUGGACAAAGCGGCAUUUUUGUAUGUUCAACAUUAUUUUCGAAAGCUUUAA